GUUUUACAGGCUGUCUUGUUUCGCAAGAAGACUAGAGUACUUUAAGAAAAGCACUCUCUUUCUUUUCGCUCAGUUGCUCUCUCUUAAUACUCUCUUCACAAGGUUUUGUUAGAUCUAACAUCCAAUCGAUCCAAGAUGUUUCUCACCAGGACUGAGUAUGACCGUGGGGUGAACACAUUUUCUCCGGAGGGAAGAUUGUUCCAGGUAGAAUAUGCUAUUGAGGCCAUCAAGCUGGGUUCAACUGCAAUUGGGUUAAAGACGAAAGAAGGUGUUGUGUUGGCUGUCGAGAAGCGUAUUACUUCGCCAUUGUUGGAGCCCAGCAGUGUUGAGAAGAUUAUGGAAAUUGAUGAACAUAUAGGAUGUGCUAUGAGUGGCUUGAUUGCUGAUGCCCGUACACUUGUUGAACAUGCUCGAGUUGAGACUCAGAACCACAGAUUCUCAUAUGGCGAGCCAAUGACUGUAGAGUCCACAACACAAGCUCUUUGUGACCUGGCCCUUCGAUUUGGUGAAGGAGAUGAAGAAUCCAUGUCCCGUCCAUUUGGGGUGUCUCUUCUCAUUGCUGGUCAUGAUGAGAAUGGGCCUAGCUUAUACUAUACUGAUCCCUCUGGCACAUUUUGGCAAUGCAAUGGAAAAGCUAUAGGCUCAGGUUCCGAAGGUGCAGACAGCUCUUUGCAAGAGCAAUACAACAAGGACCUGACUCUUCAAGAAGCUGAAACUAUUGCUCUGUCCAUUUUAAAGCAAGUAAUGGAAGAGAAGGUGACUCCCAACAAUGUUGAUAUUGCCAAAGUAGCACCAACAUACCAUCUAUACACCCCUUCAGAGGUGGAAGCUGUCAUUACUCGCCUAUGAGAAUGCGCUGCCAUCAUAAGAUCUUACCAUGCAACAACCUGCUUUACUGUUAUAACGAUGCAUGACUUGAGGGGGAGAAGCUUGUAUUUGUUUCUUGGGAUUCAAGCUGUGAAACGUUAUUUUUGGUGUGGCACUAAACUCAUCUACUCUUUCAGUUGGAUAAUUUAAUUACACCAGAUCGGAAAAAAGAACCUUUUUUAUUUGGA
This is a messenger RNA of Gossypium raimondii (Peruvian cotton), 1055 nucleotides long. RefSeq names its product proteasome subunit alpha type-5. Bases 136 to 849 code for a protein of 237 amino acids. The transcript has 10 exons. Gene Ontology annotation, biological process: proteasome-mediated ubiquitin-dependent protein catabolic process. Lineage: Eukaryota; Viridiplantae; Streptophyta; Magnoliopsida; Malvales; Malvaceae. The record is from RefSeq and is a predicted model, not a curated record. Gene Ontology annotation, cellular component: proteasome core complex; proteasome core complex, alpha-subunit complex; nucleus.